UGGGCCUGAGGUACGACUCCAGCCUGGCCAAGGUGAUCGGGACGACUGCGUUCAUGACACAGAACCUGCUGUACACCGGCAUCGCGCUGUAUGCACCCUCGAUCGUGCUCAGCAAUGUCACUGGUAUGCCCGACUGGGCAGCCAUUGUGCUGGUUGCCUUCCUCGGCACCUCCUACACCGCAUUCGGCGGGUUCCGCGCCGUCAUCUGGGCAGACGUGCUGCAGGCGGGCGUCAUGGUGGCCGGCGUGCUCGCCAUCAUCAUACAGGGCUGUCUCAACGUCGGCGGCUUCUCAGAGAUGUUGGACGUCAACCGGCUGCACGGGAGGCUGACGCUGUUCACCUGGGACUUUGACCCGCUGCAGCGUCACAACUUCUGGAACAUCUUCUUCGGCCAGCUGUUCAUGUGGACGUCCCUGCUGGGUGUGAACCAGCCGGCGGUGCAGAGACUUCUCAGCUUGCCCACGUACAGAAAGGCCGCCAUGACCAGUGUGUUCGGCGGCCUGAUGAUGUUCAUCAUGACCACGCUGGCCGUUCUCGCCGGGCUGGCCAUCUUCGCCACCUACUCCUCCUGCGACCCGCUGCGGGCCGGCGUGACGAGCCGCCGAGACGAGCUGGUGCCGCACUUUGUGGCCGACCAGCUGGGCCACGUGCCCGGCCUGGGCGGCCUGUUCAUCGCCUGCGUGCUCAGCGGCGCGCUCAGCACCAUCUCGUCGUCACUGAACUCGCUGGCGGCCGUCACCUGGGAGGAUUUCUUCAGGGACAGCGCCUGUAUUGUUGGACUGUCAGAGGCGGGACGGCGAUGGGCCGUCAGGGCAAUAGCGCUCGUGUACGGCAUAGCCUCAAUGCUGAUGGCAUUCCUAGCCAAGAACAUGGGUGGCGUUCUUCAGAUCGCCAUUGGCGUCUACGGUGGCUGCACCGGGCCGGUGCUGGCAAUCUUCAUACUCGCAUUGUUUGUGCCCUUCUCCAACCCGAAGGGUCUGACUGUGGGACUCCUGGUGGGCCUGGCUCUGGCCCUCUCUGCCUCGUUCGGAGCCUCAUUCGGCGGUGCUGCUCCUCCGGCCAUGCUGCCCACGGAGGUGGACGGCUGUGGCUUCAACAUCACGAUCCCAGAGAGUGCCAACGUCGCCACCAGCGCAGCAGAAAAGGUUGUGAGAAACAAGUUUUUCAGCAUAUCGUACAUGCUGUACUCCGUCCUGGGCUUUGUCGGGACAUUUGUGAUCGGCAUCAUUGUGUCACUUGUGACAGGUGGCAGCAAUAUUGAAGUGAAUCCCGAAAUGCUCAGCCCCGCAAUGUCGUGUUUCGCUCAGAAGGCAAAGUUCCGACUGCCUCACAGCAACGGAGCUUCCAACAACGCCUUCGAAAUGGAGAAGAAGUAGUAUGUGUGGAAAGGUUGUGUUUUACAUGCUUGUGUAUGUCACGCAUCCGCGGGCGGUGCAUUCCUCGAACUGUCAUCCUGAGCUGUCUACACUUGCCAGGGACCAAAAAACUAGGUCUGUUUUAUACCAGUACAUCUACACUCAUGUCUGAGAGUUGCGCAUGAAAACAAACUAUUUAGCUUUGUAAGACAAAAUGUUUUAUUUUUAUACAUGCAUACAUGACCCGUACAACAUUCAUCAAAAAUAUCAUUUCGCUCAAAUGGUAGGAUCAAGGUAAUAUUGGCAUGGAAUAGAAAAAAAUAUGGCAUGUAAUUGUAGAUGCAGGAUCGUAGGUAGAUCAGACGUGAACUGCUCCCGUGUGUAAUGUGUUGUGAUGUUCUGUCCAUUUUUGAGAGGUGAAUACCGUUCAGAGACAUGCAUCAUUAUUACAGAACAGUAACAUAAAAAGCUACAGGUCAGUUAAACAGUCAGCUAUCGAGUCAACUACCAUUAUUUCCACAAUCCUUGUAUGCAGGUCUUAGAUCAUCACGACACUCGUAUCUCACAUACAAUGAAAUGAAAUAUGAAUAAAACAAUAUUAGAGCAAA
Amphibalanus amphitrite is the source of this 1963-nucleotide messenger RNA. RefSeq names its product sodium-coupled monocarboxylate transporter 2-like. Bases 54 to 1376 code for a protein of 440 amino acids. The transcript is spliced from 8 exons. Lineage: Eukaryota; Metazoa; Arthropoda; Thecostraca; Balanomorpha; Balanidae. The record is from RefSeq and is a predicted model, not a curated record. Gene Ontology annotation, biological process: sodium ion transport; transmembrane transport. Gene Ontology annotation, molecular function: symporter activity. Gene Ontology annotation, cellular component: membrane.